AUGUGUUUAAAAUGAUUUUUAUUUUUCAAUUUCUAAUGCAGUCAUAUUUUCGGUUUGUCUAUGCUGUAAUAUCAUAAUUAAUCUUAAUAUAUUUAGUUUUACUUAAAAUUUGAAAUUUAACGAUUGCAUUCAAAAUUAGGUACAAAAGUUUCAAGUGCAGAGACAGUUAACGUUAGUAGAGAGUAGUACAAUUAAUCACAAAUAAAUUCGAGUUAUAACUCCAUUUCGUUAGUUUACAAAUUUAUAUAAGAAUAAUGAAAUAGGGGUUGGUAACCCUGUUAUGCAUCGCAACAACCAGUAGCUUCUACUGACCACCCUCGUUGCUUUACUUAAAUGAUGUAUUUACAUUAUAAGUUAAAAAGUUGAAGAGUAUUCAUUAAAAAUUAAGAACAGUUUUAUCCACAUUAUGAAACGCUCGAUAACUGAAGAAAAUGGAGAGACAAAAAGAUCUUUCGCCAAACAAGAAUGUGUUACUUUUGGAUAUAAUGGUUCCUAUCCUGCUUAUACUACAGCAUCUUCAUCCCCUUCAACUGUCACGCAACCUUUACCCGGUCAACCCCCAUUACCUCCUAUGCCACCUCCAUCCAGUGGAGUACCGCCGCCUCCUCAUGUUUUUGGACCAGUGCCUUCUCAAGUUACACCAAUUCAAGCAUGGACACAUCCUCCUGCACCAUGGCAAUGGAUAACACCUCAAACAUCACCCCUACCACCUCCACCUCCACGUGAUAUGACCACAAAUUCGUUUCAAAGAGAAAUGCCUCUAAGAGGUAAUUAUAUGAGACGUGAAAGGUUUAAUCACAAUAGAAGCAAUAUAUAUGUUCAAAGAAAUAACUUCCAUCGUAAAAAUAAAAGGCUUGCACGGUUUGGACAGUCUCAGGGUCAAUUUGAUCAGGCAGCAUAUUUCGGUGCAACAUUGAGUAGUAGUCUUGGUUUGGAAUGGCAAAGAAACAAUUAUGCUACAUCUGCAAGUGAUGCUAUUAUGAAUCAUAUGCCUGUUCCUCUUCCUAAUCAUCCUUUACCUUCCCUACCUCCAGGAAUUCUAACAAACCGACAUGGAGAAGAAACUUCAGAUCAGGAUGUUAAAAUUGUUUUGGAAGAAGUUGUAGUUAAAAAGAAUAAGCAAAGGAAACCUAUGUCACAAAGUUACCCUAGUCGACCAUGGAAUCGAGAAGAUGCAGAAAGAGCUUUGAAGACUGAGAAUGAAUACAACAAAACGGUGAAAGCUCAGAGUCUCAUAAUCAAAUUCCCAGAUCCUGAUUUGAAUAAAGAUAUCGUUAGGGAAUUUCAUCCUGGCAUACAAAACAUACAUUUUCAAAGUCCUAGUGGUCCUAGAUACUGUUUCAUACAAAUGGCAGAGAGUGUUGAUAUCGAUGAAGCUAUAAAAGAAUUGGAGAAAAUUCCGUUUGGAGUUGGACAUUUAAAAGUUGAACGAAAAUCCCUAAGGGAUGAAGAUAAUCCAAUGCCCGAGGAAAUAGACCCUUAUACAUUAUAUAUAGGGAAUUUACCAGAAUCCGUUAAUGUUAAUGAAGUAAAAAGUAAAUUUCCCACAGCUGCUAGAGUAGACGUAGGCUAUGCACAGAAAAUGAGAAAUACACGUUACGCUUUUAUAAGGUAUAAUAGUGUAGAUGAAUCUAUAUUUGCUUAUAAGCAAGCACAUGAUUUAAUGUGGGAUACCAGAAGUAUUAUUGUUAGAUUUAGAAGGCAGCGUGGUAAUACUUGUCUUCCUGGUGAACCUAAACCAAAUGUUAAGAAAGUGAAAGAAGAGCCAAAUAGUAAUUCUCAAGUAAAAAAUGAACAGAAGGUUAAUCACACUGAUAAAACCUUGAUAAAUGUAGAAAGUAACGUAGGAAAUAGAUUACAAGACAGUUCCAGUCAGACACAGAAUAAGGUCAUAUCUCAGGUACCAGAACAAAAUACGAAUUUGCAAUCCUCUUCAUCUUCUUCAUCUGUGCCAGCAUCAAUAGCAUCAGCUAAAUCAGCGCAAUCACAACAACAACAGCCAUGGACCAGUCAACCACCUCAAAUACCUCCAGCGUCGGAAGCACCUCCACCGUGUCCAGCUGAGACAGAAUCAGUUUCCGAGACUAUAAUGCUUACGGAAAUCAAGGAAGAACCAGAAGAUUACGAGGAGAUGGAUAUGUCCUGUCAUAUUCGAUCCGAUGACGACAUAGACGAUGAUGUAGAUGAUGACGACGACGACGAUGAAGAGGAAGAAGAAGAAGAUGAUUCCGAUGACAACGAGGAUAAUGACGACGACUUUGAGGAAGAUGAAGGAGAAGAAGUGGAUACAAACGGAAGAUUAUCGUUCACCGAGAAACAAGAAGAAAUAAGGAAAGAUUCUGAGCCAGCUGAUCAUCUCGAUCAAAUGUUCAGCGAAUUGGAGAACAUGGCUGGUGAUAUCGGAUUUUAAUACACACCAACGAGAAUUACCUAUUUCCAUAAUUAUUAGUAUUCUAUUUUUUAAAAAUUUAAUUUCGUACAUGAUGUGUAAAUAUCCCUAGUUGUAAACUAUAACGAGUGAGACUGCAUUUAUUUAAGUAUGAUGUUAGCAAUUGAGUCGUAUUUAAAUACUUUUAUAUCCAUAUGUUUCCAUCUCAUAAAUUUUUGUUCUUAAAAUAUACUUGUACGAAAUUCUUUAAACCAGUUGCGAAUAUGAAUCAAUUUUCUCUGUAUAUUUACUUCGUAUUCGAUUGAUUUCUUCCAAUUCUUAUAUUAAACAACUUUCGCCAUUUAUUAAACUAUUUUUUAUAAAUUAUAUUCUGUUAUGAUUUUAUACUUUCUAAUUAUAUAAAAGUUUACUUAAAAUUGAACCCUAUCCUUUUUAACAAUAUCAAUUAUGUGCUUGCAUAAUGUUUCCAGGUCAAAAUUUUCGAGUACUUAAAUUUUGAUAUUGCACGUUCACACGAAUAU
This is a messenger RNA of Nomia melanderi (Alkali bee), 2910 nucleotides long. It is a transcript of the gene Pof, whose product is annotated as RNA binding domain-containing protein painting of fourth. Gene Ontology annotation, molecular function: RNA binding. NCBI's taxonomy places the organism in Eukaryota, Metazoa, Arthropoda, Insecta, Hymenoptera, Halictidae. The record is from RefSeq and is a predicted model, not a curated record.